Ruditapes philippinarum (Manila clam) is the source of this 7935-nucleotide messenger RNA. Its product is annotated as ephrin type-B receptor 1-B-like. Bases 45 to 3101 code for a protein of 1018 amino acids. The record is from RefSeq and is a predicted model, not a curated record. NCBI's taxonomy places the organism in Eukaryota, Metazoa, Mollusca, Bivalvia, Venerida, Veneridae. Gene Ontology annotation, biological process: axon guidance; cell surface receptor protein tyrosine kinase signaling pathway; protein phosphorylation. The transcript has 19 exons. Gene Ontology annotation, molecular function: protein binding; ATP binding; transmembrane-ephrin receptor activity. Gene Ontology annotation, cellular component: neuron projection; plasma membrane.
CGCAUGUGCGGUAAACUGUCUCGUUCGCUAUCAGAAUGUGAAUCAUGGCGGACUAUACAAGAUGUGUUGGGAAUUUAUUUGUGUUUUUAAUUGGAAUUUUAUAUUUUACAGCAAUUGGAUUUGCAUCAGAAGAUGUGGUAUUACUUGACACAACAAAAGUUACAGGAGCUUUAAAUUGGACAACAAAAGUUGUACCAGCAAAUCCUAUAGACGCAACAAAUUCAGGGUGGAAUGAAGUUUCAACAUAUAUCUACCAGAUCUCAUCUUCUCCAAUAAAACUUUACACAUCAUGUUAUGUGAGUAGCCGAGACGUUAAUAACUGGCUACGUACACCUUUUAUAGACGUGAAAAAUGCCAAAAGCCUUUAUAUAGAAAUGAUUUUUACAAUGCGAAAGUGUGUAAAACAUUCAGAUCCGAGUAUAUUACAACAGUGCAAGGAAUUAUUUACGUUAUAUUCGUACCAAGCUGAUAGAGACAUCGCUAACAAAGAAAUGCCGUCGUGGGACGACACAUCGUACAAGUUAGUUGGUAAAAUACCAGCCACUUUCUUGGGCGAAAGUGCUUCAGAUAUUCUUUUGAAUACCCAAGAAAAUUUUAUAUCAUUGACUCCUGGAUUACGGGGAAUUUAUUUUUCAUUCCAAGACACUGGUGCUUGCGUUUCAUUGGUGGCAAUAAAAGUGUUUUAUAAACAGUGUCCGAAUACUAUACAGAACUACGCAGAGUUCCCGGCUACGCCAACGGGUAAAGAUCACACAUCAAGUGUUGAAAGAGAAGGCAAGUGUGUUGAGAAUGCUUCGCUACUGAAGAAACCGACAUAUAGAUGUAUGAGUGACGGAACUUGGGAUAUUCCAAUCGGUGGUUGCCAGUGCGGCCCUGGAUACGAAGGCAGAGAUGAAGAAAGAUGUGUCCCAUGUGCCAAGAAUUUCUUCAAGUGGCAUGCCAGUGAUCUUGUGUGUCAUAGAUGUCCAAACAACAGUUUCACAGACUCGGAGAAGUCUAUUGUCUGCACGUGCUACGACAGCUAUUUCAGGGCAGAGACUGACAAUAAGACCAUGCCAUGCACUCAACCUCCUUCAGCACCGAGGGACAUAAAGGUUGUGGUCGCCAAGGAUACAAUGAUUCAGUUGUCGUGGAGACCACCAGCUUAUGAUGGUGGCCGGUCAGAUGUUCGGUACAAGAUAGAGUGUGAUAACUGUGAGGACAACGUCUUGUACAGUCCAAGACCUUCGGGAUUUAACGGGACAAGUAUUGAGUUAACUAACCUGCGUCCCAGUACAAGAUAUACACUGAGGAUCUACGCAGAAAAUGGUGUCAGCUCAAUGACUAAUAUAAAGAGCUUCACUCCAUUUGAAUUUGUUACCAAAAGAUCUAUUGCUGAAAUUCGCAACAUUCGAUUGGUUGAAUUUGGCGAGACAUUCAUCACAGUGACUUGGGAAGUAAAUGUAGAUCCUGGACGAACUGUGAAAAGUUAUAUAGUUCAGCACAGAGUUAAGAAUGGUGUAUCUGGAUUCAAGGAAAACACUACCACUGCUGAAACAAUUUCGUUAAAACAUCUAGUCAAGAAUACAGAGUAUGAGAUACGGAUCAAAGGGCAGACAGAAGAGGGCUGGGGUGAAUUUAGUGAUAUGUUCUCAGCAACAACAAGACUGCCUUAUGAUCAGAAAAAUGAGUUGGAGCCGGGACCGUCCAUUGGUAUAAUAGUUGGAGCAAUUGUAGCCGUAAUAUUGUGUAUGGCAAUAGCUGCCAUCAUGAUCUUUAUACUGCUGAAAAGAAACAGGAGAAAUGAUGGGAAGAGCUCUGAUAUAGAUGGUCCUUAUCACCAUGUUCUGCACUGCCCCCCACUUGAGCCUCAUAUAAAUGGAUCCAUGACUGUUCCGUUGUUUCAACCGUCUGGUACAAUAAAGUCAUACGUUGACCCACAUACAUACGAGGAUCCGAACCAGGCUGUGAGGGAAUUCACGCGAGAGAUUGAUGCCAGUCAUAUAAUAAUAGAAUCUGUGAUUGGCGGAGGUGAAUUUGGUGAUGUAUGUAAAGGCAAGCUUCGAGUACCGAACAGACCGGAAAUGUCCGUAGCCAUCAAAACACUGAAAGCAGGGGCGACAGAUAAAAACCGUUUGGACUUUUUAACAGAAGCAAGCAUUAUGGGACAGUUUGACGACCCAAAUGUUAUUUUCCUGGAAGGAGUAGUCACUAAAACAAGUCCUAUAAUGAUUGUUACAGAGUAUAUGGCAAAUGGUUCUUUAGACAGUUUUCUACGGAAAAAUGACGGCCAGUUAACAGUGAUACAGUUGGUUGGAAUGAUGCGUGGUAUAGCUUCUGGUAUGAGAUACCUUUCUGAAAUGGGAUAUGUUCAUAGGGAUUUGGCUGCUCGUAAUAUUUUAUGUAAUGAGAGUUUGGUGUGUAAAGUGGCAGAUUUUGGCCUAUCCAGAGAAGUUGAUAUAGACACUACAGAUGGUGCAUAUACAACAAAGGGAGGAAAGAUUCCAGUCCGUUGGACAGCCCCAGAAGCAAUAACAUUCCGAAAGUUCACAUCAGCAUCUGAUGUUUGGUCAUUUGGUGUGGUCAUGUGGGAGGUGAUAUCAUAUGGCGAGAGACCAUACUGGAACUGGUCUAACCAAGAUGUGAUAAAAGCAGUAGAAAAGGGUUAUAGACUACCUCCUCCAAUGGAAUGUCCAGAAGCAAUACACCAGCUUAUGUUAGAUUCCUGGCAAAAGGAAAGAAAUAACCGGCCAAAGUUUACACAGAUUGUAAAAAAUCUUGAUAAACUUAUCCGGGCUCCAGAACUUCUACGAAAGAUGGCCAAACCAAGGCCACAUGUAUUUAUUGACAAUACACCACCAGAUGUAAACAGCUAUUCUUCCGUUGAAGAGUGGUUGAAUGCAAUCAAGAUGGAACGCUAUAGGGACAACUUUUUAUCUGCGGGUGUUACCAACAUGGACCAGGUGAUGCGUCUAACUGUUAAAGACUUGGACACGCUAGGUGUCACCUUACUUGGACAUCAGAAAAAAAUGAUGAAUAGUGUUCAAACGCUCAGAGCUCAAUUACUCGGACCUCAGGUUCAUUUACCCCAUAUGCAAAUGUCUGAGGGUUUCCUUGUAUAGCAGAAGAUGACGUUCAUUAAAUAGUUCAAGAACCGUGUUCAUUACAGCGACGCAAAACUUAUAAAUACAAAACUAUUAACGACUUGAAUGACAUGGACCCACAUGAUUCAGUUGUUCAAAUACGUGUCCUUGAACUUAGUGAAAUACUUAUUGUGAUAAUUCUACAGCACAAAAUGACAUGUUCGUACAUUUCCAAAUGAUUUAGAUGUACAUUUGAUCCAUACACCAAGCCUUUCAUCCAGUCAUAUAUAUAUAUAGAUGUCAUUGUGAACAGUUUUUAUAUGUGCAAGCGUAAAUCAAAUCCUAAUUGUGUAUUUAAGAGAUGUUUUCACUACAUUGUUUAGGAUUUUUAUAUGUUUCGUCUAACUAGUGCUUUUGUCAUAAUCUCAGUGCUUUUACUCACCAUUUCAUUCAUUCCUUUUGAUUGAAUGGUUUUAAUUCAAACAGAAGAUUUGAUUGGACUAUUUUACCAAAGGAGUUAAAGAAGAAGCGAUUUGAUUGGUCUGUUAUAAUACAGCAAUGUCUGGAUAAACAAUUUUGAUUGGACAGGUGUAACAUUAGAGAUGUAUGAAACGAAGUUUGAUUGGAUAUCAUGGACUCCUAAAUUUGAUUAAAAGUUUGCAUAAUCAUUAUGAUCAUAGAAAUCUCAUAAAUAUUCAUGACAUCCAGAUUAUACAACUUUGACAUGUACUGUGUACAGGCCACAUGUCCAUAACAUGUGACAGUGACAAAGUCAUGUAACUUUGUUCUAUAAAUAGACUUUGUUGCAGACGCAACAUUAAAAUUGUGAUGCAGAAGAAGAAAAACAUUCAUUUAUUGUGUAUAGUUGUGUUUUAGACCAGUGAAACUGGUCAAGAUUGCAUAUUAGUUUGUAAGUUGUGAUUUUGUUAACUUGUUUUUGUAAUUUUAUCUAUGAAAGUAAUCCAUUUGUAAUUCACUUAAAUUAAAGUGUCACUUUUAUGAACUAUUUAAAAGAAUAAAAGUAUUUCUUUAAUAUUCAUGGUUUAAAAGAAGAACUUUUCUUUUUAAUUUGGUACCAUUUACAUGUUUAGAUUAAAUUUUGAAUUUUUUUUUUGUGUGGAGAACUCGUUGGUUGAAGUACUGCAUUGAAGCCUUUUAUUCUAUAAAUGAUUUUAUAUUAUUUAAAAAAGUAAUCCUUUUAGAAAAAUUUAAGUUUUUUAUGUAAGACUAUCACUUUUUAAGGAAUCUAAGGAAAAGCAAAAACACUUUUCUCCAGUUUAUUUUCAGAUUUGUUGAUUCAUUUGUAAAACUUUAGAUGGCCAAGGGUUUGCUUGUUUAAUUUAGAGUUUAUUUUCCAUUCCAGAGUUUCACUGAUCUGUUCGUUGUAUAAAGUAUAUAUAUAUAUAUAUGUUGAUUGAUUAUAUUGUAAUAAAAAGCCAGUAUAUAAUUGUUUGAUGCUUGAUCCAUUAAAUGUUGAAACGGAACAUACACAGCCUUUGCAGCCAGUAUAGAGCCAUAUCAACGUUCACAUCCGUAAAGUUUUUACCGGCCCUCUAUUGUUGGCUGACUGACUUCAAAUGUUUCAUUUUGAUAUGCUAACCAUUGAUAAUGGACAAUUUUAAAAAUAGUUGCUAGACAAGUCCAUUUUAGAAUUCUAGCACUAUAAGGCUGUAUAAUUUUAGUACAAUACAAAGUUAAAAGGUUCGUGUUAUAAAUAAGUUUUGAAAUUGUAAAUCCCUAUUAAACAAUUACAAAGGAAAAAAGUGAUUUUUGUGCAGUAAUUAUUUAAAUAAUUCAUUGACCUUUUUGGUGACGUUUUUUGAGUUCUUUUUGAAUUUUUUUAAUUAUUUUAUAUGUAACUGCUGAUUUUUGAUAACUGAUUCUUCCAACAUUGUUUCAACAUGAAUGUUUAAAAUAAUGUGAAAUAUAGAAGUUCUAGUGGAUGAACAUUGUAAAGAACAUGAACAUUUUAUCUCGUCUAGAAAAUACUUACAAAUAUAGAAUAUAUGUAUAUAUCUUAAAUUAAUUACGGGAAUAUUCUCGCGUUAAGAACAAUAAAAAAUUGAAGAGGUAAACUACAUACUAAAAUUCUUUAAGUUGAAUUAUUUGAAUGAUGAUUCAUUAUCUACAGAGUAUGGCGCUUAAAUUAUUAUUAACAAAUUCAGAGGUAAAUAAUGAAAAACUAUAAUUUCUUAUUUGACAAGCAUUCAUUGAAGCAUUUGUUAUUUUAGUUUUGGAAGUUUAUUAUUUUCAGAGUGGUUUAAUCACACUCUAAGCUCAACUCAAAUAGGGUGUUAUAACUUGAAAAUAAACAUUUUUAAGUUCAUAUAAUUGGCCAAGGCUUACUUUUUUUAAAGACUACUAAAAUUUGAAAAAUAUUCGUAUACAGUUUGAUAAAAAUGCCUUUGUUUUUUUCUAUGACUUUGGUCUUGAAAUUAAAACAGUGUCCGCAAAAGCAUCAAAGCUCUUGUCAUACAAUGUACACUGAUAGUAUCAGUAUAUAUUUCUUUAUACAAUGAAGUUUCUGUAAAUAUUUCUGUUAUACCCAUAGUGUAAGUUCAAUUAUAUCAAGGUUUAAAAAUUGUUGAAAAUACUCGCCUACAAAGUGUGAUUAAACAACUUCAGAAAAAAAUAAACUGCCUAACUAAAUGAUGCAAAAUAUAAUGGGAAAACAGGGUCUUAUAAAAUUAUACCACCGAAAUACACGUUUUUUUUAAAUUGGUUUUUAUAUUUUUAAUAUGUUUUUUUUUUAUUUUUUAUCACAGGUAAACUCCAAAAAGAACGAGAUUUACGUAUACUUUAGAUCAUAGACUUUUCUAUGCAUUCUGUUCACAUUUACAAGACUUUAGUACUAUUCGUUUAUUUGUUUGUUUCUAAAUUAUCUAUUGAAUUAUGUUGAGAUUUGUUUGAUUGUGUGCUACAGUAGAAUCAUUUGAUCUAACAAAGAUAAUGAAUAAAUUUUCUUCAUUUCUUCAACAAAAAGAAUAUGCAAUUAUUAGUUUAGAAAAACAAAAUACAAAAUAUUAAAUUAUGUACUGGAGAGCACCCUUAGCUAAUUAUGGCAUGUUUCCUAAGAUAAUAAUUCUAUUUUGUAAAAAGACUACUACGCUAUCAGUAAAAGAAAAGAGCAACAAAAAAGAAUGUACAGUUUAUUGCAUAAUAAUUUAAACUAAAAUGCUGUGUUACUUUAGUUACCAGUUUAUUUAGUCGCCAAAUUGUAUAUUUUUUUACCCAUAAUUAUGAUCCAGAGAUUCUUUUCUGUAGCAUACAAUCAUCACUUGUUUUUGUUUCUAUCCCUCCAUUUCUUUUGUUUAUAAUGAUAUCAGUUGUCCCCCUUUCUUCUUUAUGUUCUUAGAAGUUUAUGUAUUAAUUUACCAUAAUUUGUGCAACAAAUACAUGUGAAUAAAUAAAUGUAAAUAGUUUGUAUAUUCAUAUUUUGAGUAAUAUUGAUGAAUAAAUGUUUUAGAAAGAUUUGCAGGUCGUUGGUAUGACAAGUUUAUUGUUUAUCAUCUAUUGCUAUAAUGUACUCAAUGUUCCAACCCCUUUUAAUUAGUCUUAUAGUAUAGGUACAUAGGUUUUAUGUUAACCCUGUCUGCUUCAAAAUGAAUAUUUUUGAAAUCCCAUGUAGUUAUGAAAAAUUGUUGGAUUUUGUUUUAUUAUCAUUCUUUAUCCGGUAUAUAUAGGCCCAUACAGACGGGGAAUUUUAAUAGGACAGUAUCAUAUUAGGAAUCUAUUAAUUAAGCUAGCUUAUGGAAAGUUCUACCUGCUCCUUCCAAAAUAAUGUAUAGGGAUACGUCAUGGGACGCUUGUGGUCGUCCUCCACCAUUAACGCUAGAAACUCGCCAUAAACCAAACUACUUAGUAUUCUGUUAUCAUUUUCUUAGUAUAUUCAAUGACUAUCUUAUUCACAAAGAAAAAUUAAUCAGGGUGUGAACAUAUAUAUUUUGACAAAUACUAUUCAUAACCUUUCAAAUAUACAGAAGAAAUAGACAUUUUAUAUCCAUGAAGUCGAUCCUUGCUGGUAUGCAAGUGAAAACACAUCUUAAUUUUAUCAAUGAAAAAAAUUCAUUUACCCAUGCCAUUAUACUGGAAAAACUUCUUUCUAUAAGAAAUUUUAAUUAAGGUGGUUAGAAUAUUUCAUUGUCUCCAAACAUAAUUUUGUAUAUCAUAAAAUUCCAAAUUCUAUUGUUGUUCAUCAUAAUUCUUACAUUACAUUUUAUACAUUUUGUUAAUCUUGUACACUCAAAAAAGUAUGAUUAAAUUUGUAACAUUGUUAGUCUUGUACAACUCCAUUAUUUUUAAUACUUAUAAUUUCCUAUCUUAACAUUCAUGAAUAUAUUUUACUGAUUUGUUUUGCAAUAACAGAAAUAAGCAAAUAUACCUCUUUGCAGCUGAUUAUAUUUUAUAUUAUAAUGUCAUCAGCACAUCUAUAAUUGCAAUACAAUUUACAUUUUUCCAAGGACUUUUCGAGUUUUAAGUCAAGAAAGAAUAAUAUUUUAUUGGUCGUUUUUCUUUUUAAAUUUUUUUUUCAACUUGUAAUUUUCAAGUUGCAAUUCAUAGGAGGUGAAUACGGGAUCAUUUAGUUUGCCUCUGCCUAUCUACUUAAUUUCAUAUAUUGUCUGACAAAUAUUAAAGUAGUAAUAAUACCUUUAUAAAAGAGCAGAAUGAUGCACGGAAAUUAAAGGGGGCGGGGAUAUGAUUUUUACGAGAUAGAAUCCUGUAUUUUGUAUAUUAUUGAUAUUUAGUGAAAUAAGUAAAGUUAUUUGUACCAUUGUUGAGACUGACUGACUGACUGGAUGCCAGAUUCUAUAUCAACGGUUUUAUAGGGAUUUUGUUGAGACAUUUCUUAAGAUGAAUAAAAUAUUGAAAUAUA